GAGAUGAAACAACGUUUUGAGCAUCUUAGCUCAGUUAUGGGGCAGUUUGAAAAAAAUCAGUCAAGACUUCUGGAAAAAUUUUCUACUCAAUCGACACAGUGUAUGAAUGUUAUUAAUAUGAUGAGUGAACUAUGUAAAAAGGGAACAGACAACUUACAUAAAAUACCAGCGCUCACCAAGAGAAUUCAUACUUCAAGUGAUAGCGUUACAGUACAUGGAAUUACAGUGCCAUCAGUUACUAUAAUAAAUGAAACUGAAGAUUCUUAUCUAGAGCCACAAGAAGAUAUCUAUAUAACAAACCAAAGACACGGCAUGGAAAGCUCCUCUACAUAUCAGACUACAGCUAGCACUAUCUUAAGUCCAGAUGACAAACAAAGAAACCAGAUUGUCAAACUAGAAUUACAAGCAUUGGGAUAUGAAGUCAAGAACACUACCAGCACUGGAGAUGAGGAGAAUGUUACAACACAGGACAACAUAGACAGACAUGUAGAGGAAAAAGAACUUAAACUACAAAAUAUAAAGUCUACAAAAAGUGAAAAAGAUGAUUAUAUGGCUGGUAAAAAAUUGGUUGCUGGGAAAAAUAAAACUGAAGAUAUUUCUCUAAAUUCAAAUCCUAAAGACAUUUUUAAAGCAAAUCAGAAACCUGGCACUAAUCGCUUUGUUACACUUCAGAAUACAGGCAGCAUCAUUUUAGAGUCAGAUAACAAACAAAGCAGCCAAAAGGUGAAGCAGGACCUACAAGCACCAAGGUAUGAAGACAAAAACACUACGAGCACUGGGCAUGAUGAAGAGGAUGACGAAGAGGAUGAAACAGCAGAGGAGAACAUACACAGUCCAACAGAGAAGGAAGUUAUUAAAUCACUGAAGGACUCAGAAGGAGGUGGGAAUGAUAACACUGCCAGUGAAAAAGCACUGAUAAAAGAAAUAUUAUUCCUUGAAAAUAAUACAGAAGAUGGUCAAAAACAAUCCAGACAGCAACUAAGUAAAAACGCUGACAGGCAGGAAAAGCUUUCAGAUUUGGCUCAGACUCUGCAAACGAACCAAACUAAGUUUGGGAAAGGCAGCUAUGUUCAAAACAUCAGUGACAGUGAAGUGACUGCAUUAAAAAAUGAAAGUCUACAGCAAAUUAACAAAAACAACAAAACAUCUAACAGAAGUACAUUUAUAAAAGUUGCUAAUGAAACAAGAAACAUUACUUUGUCAGAAGGUAAGAACGCUAAUAAAGAAAUCAGAAGAAAAUAUUUGACAGAUAAUGUAAAACCAAGAGAACGGAUUCCUGAAAAAAUAAAGACAUCUGAUGAUAUUAAUAAAACAGAAGGAAAAUAUUUGCGUGAAAAUAUUACAGAAGAAAAUGACAACAAAGAAGAUGAGGAUAAUAUUUUGUGAUGGUAUGAAAAUGAUACAUGAUGGAGACCAGAAUAGAAGCAACAUUUUAAACUAG
This is a messenger RNA of Pseudophryne corroboree (corroboree frog), 1441 nucleotides long. RefSeq lists its product as uncharacterized. Bases 4 to 1386 code for a protein of 460 amino acids. The record is from RefSeq and is a predicted model, not a curated record. NCBI's taxonomy places the organism in Eukaryota, Metazoa, Chordata, Amphibia, Anura, Myobatrachidae. The transcript is spliced from 4 exons.